AUGAACCUGACAACGAUAACCAGACAACUCCCGUGCCCCCCCAUUCAGAAGCCCUCGGAGACUCGAACUUUUGGGACACUAUACCCAGGACAGUGGGACCCACCGUCUAAAAUCUACGAAAAAGCUGAUCACCCUGACAGCCCCGAGAUUAAUCACCUACUAUAUCAUGGUCUCAGGAUUUACGACAAAACGGAUGUUAGCCCAGAGACGCCACAUUCGACAGGUCCAAUAUUCGACCAAACGGCUGGUCCAUCCUCUCCUCCAGGAAAAAGGGUGCGGUUGUCUCCACUACCUUUCACUCCACUCACAUCACCGGUCAAGAGCAAUGAAAGUGGUCUUGGUUUCGCGACCCACGCAACAACACCCAAUGCGUUUAAAGCCACAGCUUCGUCCAACUCGCCUCCUCCCUUCGGACGUCACACUUCUGUUAAUGAGAAUCAGACUGCCGAAGAUCCCUUCGUCGAUCUCACAACAUCUAAAGACCCACCGAGAUACGUUCCAUCUAUGCUCGAGAACCUUCUCGCUAAGGAAUUUUUCAGCUCUCCACUAAUUCCGGCUUUGGAUCUCAUCACCCCACUCCCAGAGAAAGAAUGGGAUCUUUUCCAAAGCAUUCUCAAAACCCACAUCGAUGUGUAA
Messenger RNA from Eruca vesicaria subsp. sativa (arugula), 636 nucleotides. Lineage: Eukaryota; Viridiplantae; Streptophyta; Magnoliopsida; Brassicales; Brassicaceae. The record is from the annotation of a GenBank genome assembly.